UUUAUAAGCAGGGGUGAGGGAACUGGGUGAGGGCAGACAGCUGGAAAACAAGACACAGGCAAGACUUUGGAGAAGGCAGAGCAGGGUGAUGGCUACCUUGCCACCAACAACCAGCUCCUCCCAGCAACCCCUAAACCCAGAGGAUGAAGAUGACAUCCUGGAUGAGUAUGACCAGUACAGCCUGGCCCAUCCUUAUAUCGUCGGGGGAGGCCGGAAAGGUCGUACCAAGAGAGAAGCUGCCACCAAUACCAACCGCCCUAGCCCUGGUGGGCAUGAGAGGAAGCUGCUGACCAAGUUCCAGAACUCUGAAAGGAAAAAGGCCUGGCGCUGAGGCAGAGCUGGAGAUGAGGCCAGACCACAGACAUCACACCCAGCAAUGGAAACAGGACAACCACACCCAGCAAUGGAUUAGGACCUUGGAGAGAUUAGGAGAUACAGGCAAAGACAGAGACCUGUUUGACUCUUUCCUACCUAAGUGAGGUUCUAGAGAAGGGACACCAAAAAAGCCCUUCUAGAUCCAGCAAAAGGG
Molecule: messenger RNA, 529 nt
Organism: Cricetulus griseus (Chinese hamster)
Lineage: Eukaryota; Metazoa; Chordata; Mammalia; Rodentia; Cricetidae
Source: RefSeq, a predicted model, not a curated record